AUGACGAGGCUGGACCCCAGGGCUCUCCCGAUGCCGCGGUCAGCAUUCUCAGAGACUGGCGGGGACAGAGAGCGUGCAGGACCUGGAGCUGGACCAGCCAGUCCCCCAGUCCCUUCUGACUCUCAGAUUCUAGACGUGCUUAACUUCCUUCGCUCUGGUGACCUGCCCCCACGGGACCGCGUGCGGGCAGUGUACAAGGAGGCCCAAUACUAUGCCAUUGGGCCCUUGCUGGAGCAGCUAGAGAAUGUACAACCACUGAAAGGGGAGAAGGUGCGCCAAGCAUUCCUGGGGCUUAUGCCCUACUACAAAGACCACUUGGAGCGGAUCGUAGAGAUCUCACAGCUGCGGGCUGUCCAGCGCAAGGCCCGCUUUGCCAAGCUGAAGGUCUGUGUCUUCAAAGAGGAGAUGCCCAUCACACCCUACGAGUGUCCCCUCUUCAACUCCUUGCGUUUUGAGCGCAGUGAGAGCGACAGCCCCUUCUUUGAACACCACUGUGAAGUGGAUGUGUCCUUCGGGCCCUGGGAGGCUGUGGCGGAUGUCUAUGACCUGCUGCACUGUUUGGUCACGGACCUCUCUGCCCAGGGCCUCACGGUGGAUUACCAGUGUAUUGGGGUCUGCGACAAGCACCUGGUCAACCACUAUUACUGCAAGAGGCCCAUCUAUGAGUUCAAGAUCACAUGGUGGUGA
Messenger RNA from Gracilinanus agilis (Agile Gracile Mouse Opossum), 687 nucleotides. It is a transcript of the gene KCTD7, whose product is annotated as potassium channel tetramerization domain containing 7. The record is from RefSeq and is a predicted model, not a curated record. NCBI's taxonomy places the organism in Eukaryota, Metazoa, Chordata, Mammalia, Didelphimorphia, Didelphidae. The coding region runs from base 1 to 687 and encodes 228 amino acids. The transcript is spliced from 3 exons.